This is a messenger RNA of Rhopalosiphum padi (bird cherry-oat aphid), 4190 nucleotides long. RefSeq lists its product as uncharacterized. The record is from RefSeq and is a predicted model, not a curated record. The transcript has 22 exons. Bases 478 to 4047 code for a protein of 1189 amino acids. Gene Ontology annotation, molecular function: protein binding. NCBI's taxonomy places the organism in Eukaryota, Metazoa, Arthropoda, Insecta, Hemiptera, Aphididae.
UCGUGCGUUGCGGCUCGCCAUAAACGACGCAAAAUCAAUUUUCACUAUCUGCGUCUGAUAUAAAACAGUUUCUUAUGAUAUCAAUUAAUGUUGACUUCCUUCACCGUAUUUGGUACUUAUUUGUCAAUUUGAAAGUCUAUUUAUUUUAUAUUCCACUCUGCACACAUUCAAAUUUUCGGUUUUAAAUAUUUUACUGUUUUACCAUUAUCACACCUUAACAACAUACCUGAGACCAUAGUACCACAACAGAAGAUAUUUUAUUCGUUCAUUUAUAGACGUAUUAUCUGUGACAGUACCACGUGUUAGCGUCCAUGUUAUAACUUACUGUUGUCUACGCAAGUACCUAUUCUAAUGCUAAUAGUUAGUAGACACCUAACCUAACAAGUUCACUAGUCUGCCUCCAGGUCUAAGUGCAAUUUAUAGACACAGCAGUACAGCACAGACUCAAGCUUAAAAGGUACUGUGUCCGUGAAAGAGAUGGAUUCUGCACAAAAGCUUGUUCUGAAAUCCAAAAAAUGUGAACCUGAACAUUUCAAAAACAGUUCUCACAAGGAUAGAGUGUUUGAAGUACUUCAGUCUUCACGUAACCAGGAUGACAUUUUUUGUGAUAUUAAGUUACAAACAGAUGACGGUACUAUAGUAUUUGGACAUAAAAAUAUAUUGGUAUCAGCUACCCCUUACUUCAAGGCUAUGUUUUCUAGUUUUGACGAAAGCAAUAAAGAUCUUGUUAAUAUAGGAGAGUUAGAUUCCACCAUUUUACAACUAUUGAUAGACUACAUUUAUACAGGAGAAAUCAUGAUCACUCAAGAUAAUGUACAGGUUGUGUUACCAGCUGCAGAUCUCUUACAGCUAGACUAUGUAAAACAAGCAUGUGUUGAGUUUUUACAAAAACAACUGGAUCCUUCAAAUUGUCAUAGCAUUAAAGUAUUUGCUGACUUACAUAACUGUAUAGAAUUGUUGUCAAGCUGUGGCGCAUAUAUUAAAAAACAGUUUUUAGAAGUGGUUGAAAAUGAUGAGUUUUUGUCUUUAUCAUCCGAAGAAGUGAUUAAGUUAAUCUCCUGUAAUGAUAUUAAUGUUCCAUUUGAAGAAAAAGUAUUUGAAUGUGUCAUUAAAUGGGUAAAACAUGAAUUGGAUCAUAGAAAAGAGUUUUUACCCAAUCUAAUGGAACAUGUGCGUUUGCCAUUAAUUUCCACAGAGUAUUUAUCAGAGAAAGUAGUCGUUGAACCUCUUCUUAAAAAUAAUCAUGAAUGUAAAGAUUAUGUAAUUGAAGCAUUACAUAUUAAUCUAAUUAAGUCAAUAAAUCCUUCGUCUAUUCCACAAACUAUUCGGAGUAAGCCUAGACAGCUACAUAAAAUCAUUUUAGUGUUAGGUUGUUCUAUAUCAACUAAAACGAGUAUUGCCAAUUGGUAUGAUCCAGCAACUAACCUAAUGCAUAUUGCACCAGAAAUGAUUGAAUACCGUGAUUCAGCUGAAUUGUGCGUUGUAAAAGAAAAUUUUGUAUUUGCUAUCGGUGUUGUACGUGCACAUUAUCCAUUUGCUAGGCAUCAAGCCAUCUCUAAAAGUUCUGUUGAAAUGCUUGAUGUAUCCUCAUCAUCAUUAUUAUGGGUUCCCAAGGUUGGAUUGUUAUUUAAUCAAAAAUCUUUUGGAGUUGGAGUACUAGAUAAUUGUAUAUAUGCUAUUGGUGGAGAUUGUAAUAAUAUCUCUUUAAAUAAAGUAGAAGUUUUUAACCUCGAUACUCAAGAAUUGAAAAUAGUAUCUAGUAUGUCUAGUAGAAGAAGUAAUGUUGGUGUUGGAAUACUCAAUAACUUCAUAUAUGCAGUAGGAGGUUAUAAUAAUGGUGUUUUGAAAUCUGUCGAAUAUUAUGAUCCCAGUCUUGACGAAUGGAACCCAGUUGCAGAAAUGUCAAUUGGCCGUAAGAAUGUUGGUGUAGGAGUUUUGAAUGGUAUAUUAUAUGCUAUUGGUGGAACAUCUCUUAAAAGUGUUGAAGCUUAUAGUCCAAGUAUUGGAGUAUGGUUCUCUGUUUCCGAUAUGCAUUUAUGUCGACAAAGUCCUGGAGUAGUAGCAUUGGCUGGUUUAUUGUAUGUUAUUGGAGGAAGUAGCUGUUCUACUUGCUUGAAUUCUGUUGAAAUCUAUAAUCCAAAAACCAAUUCCUGGUCAAUAAAAACAAUACCAAUAAGUCAUACAAUUAAUGGAGCAGUAGUAGUUAAUAGGCCCCCACAUUUAAUCUCCAGUAUAUUUAGAAUAAUAAUAUUUUAUCAGCUUAAAGGGUACUUAUCUGUGAAAGAGAUGGACGAACAAAAGCUUGAUCUGAAAUCUAAUAACUAUGAAUCUGAUCAUUUCAAAAACAGUUCUCACAAGAAUAGUGUGUUUGAAGUACUUCAGUCUUCACGUAACCAGGGUGACAAUUUUUGUGAUAUUAAGUUACAAACAGAUGACGGUACUAUAGUAUUUGGACAUAAAAAUAUGUUGGCAACAGCUACCCCUUACUUCAAGGCUAUGUUUUCUAAUUUUGACGAAAGCAAUAAAGAUCUUGUUAAUAUAGGAGAAAUAGAUUCCACCAUUUUACAACUAUUGAUAGAUUAUAUUUAUACAGGAGAAAUCAUGAUCACUCAAGAAAAUGUACAGGUUGUGUUACCAGCUGCAGAUCUCUUAAAGCUUGACUAUGUAAAACAAGUAUGCAUUGACUUUUUACAAAAGCACCUGAAUACUUCAAAUUGUCUUGGAAUUAAAGUAUUUGCUGACUUACAUAACUGUAUAGAAUUGUCGUCAAGCUGUGAAGCAUAUAUUAAAAAACAGUUUUUAGAAGUGGUUGAACAUGAUGAGUUCCUAUCUUUAUCAUCCGAAGAAGUGAUCAAGUUAAUCUCCUGUAAUGAUAUUUAUGUUCCAUUUGAAGGAAAAGUAUUUGAGUCUGUAAUUAAAUGGGUAAAACAUGGAUUGGAUCAUAGAAAAGAAUUUUUACCCAAUCUAAUGGAACAUGUGCGUUUGCCAUUAAUUUCCAAAGAGUAUUUCUUAGAGAAAGUAGUUGAUGAACCUCUUCUUAAUAAUCCUAAAUGCAAAGCUUAUGUAUUUGAAGCAUUUCGUUUUUCUUCAAUUAAGUCAACAAAUCUUUACUCUAUUCCACAAACAAUUAGGAGUAAACCUAGGUUACAACAACAAGUUAUUCUAGUGUUAGGUUUGUCUCAAUCGGCCGAAACGAGUAUUACAAAUUGGUAUGACCCAGCAACAAACCUAAUGCAUAUUGCACCGAAAAUGAUUGUAUCCCGUGAUGAAGCUGGUUUGUGCGUUGUAAUAGAUCGCUUUGUAUUUGCUAUGGGUGGAGUUGACUUAUCUGAUAGGUGUCGACUCAAUGUGAAAUGUUCUGUUGAAAUGCUUGAUGUAUCCUCAUCAUCAUUAUUAUGGAUUCCCAAGGUUAGCUUGUUAGUAAGUCGAAAAGCUUUUGGAGUUGGAGUAUUAGAUAAUUCUAUAUAUGCUAUUGGUGGAAUAGAUAAUAAUGGCUAUUCAAAUAGUGUAGAGGUUUUUAACCUCAGUACUGAACAAUGGAAAAUGGUUUGUAGUAUGGUUUACAAGAGAAGUAAUUUUGGUGUUGGAGUACUCAAUAACCUGAUAUAUGCAGUAGGGGGUUAUAAUUAUUUUAAUGGUUGUAUGAAAUCAGUUGAAUGUUAUAAUCCCAGUCUUGACAAAUGGAGCUCAGUAGCAAAAAUGUCAAAUAGGCGGUAUAAUAUUGGUGUAGGAGUUUUGGAUGGCAUAAUGUAUGCUAUUGGUGGUUAUAAUGGAUUAAUACCUCUUAAAAGUGUUGAAGCCUAUAAUCCAAGUACUGGAGUUUGGUCAUCUAUUGCUGAUAUGAAUUUGUGUCGAGAAAAUCCUGGGGUAGUGGCAUUUGGUGGUUUUGUGUAUGUUAUUGGUGGAACGUGCAGGUCUGGUGUUUUGGAUUCUGUUGAAAUCUAUAAUCCCACAACCAAUUCCUGGUCAAUGAAAACAAUAUCAAUAGGUCAUCAAAUUUAUGGAGCUGUGGUAGUUAAUAGGCCACCACAUUUACAAACUAAUUAGUAGAAACUAUAUCUUUGUUGUUAUUUUUAACCAUAUUCAUUUUUGUAUUAUUUAUUAUAAUACCUAUAUUAGUGUUCUAAGUUUCCAUCUAUUUUAUAUUUUAAUUAUUUGCAUUUAUUAAAACCAAUUUAUAAGCCAUAGAA